Molecule: messenger RNA, 783 nt
Organism: Letharia columbiana
Lineage: Eukaryota; Fungi; Ascomycota; Lecanoromycetes; Lecanorales; Parmeliaceae
Exons: 2
Coding region: 1-783 (260 amino acids)
Source: RefSeq, a predicted model, not a curated record
AUGCGGAGAAUACUACGGAGAAACCAAGCGGCAACAAGGCCACCAUCGUCAAGAACACGGCUCAGCUCUCCAAGAUCCCACGUCAUAUACUCUCCACGGUUCCGCAUCAAAUCAUCACUCAGCAAGCGGAGAACACCACUGCAACUUGGCCGUUCCACAUCAAAUCAUUACUCAGCAAGCGGAGAACACCACUGCAACUUGGCCUAUCAUCCCCACUACAUUGAGGAGCAAGAGGAGGAACUACAACAGGCAAAUGCGGAGAACACUGCGGAGAAACCAAGCGGCAACAAGGCCACCAUCGUCAAGAACACGGCUCAGCUCUCCAAGAUCCCACGUCAUAUGCUCUCCACGGUUCCACAUCAAAUCAUCACUCAGCAAGCGGAGAACACCACUGCAACUUGGCCCACAUCAAAUAUUACUCAUCACACCACUGCAACAUUGAGGAGCAAGAGGAGGAACUACAACAGGCAAAUGCGGAGAACACUACGGAGAAACCAAGCGGCAACAAGGCCACCAUCGUCAAGAACACGGCUCAGCUCUCCAAGAUCCCACGUCAUAUCAGUUAUCCACUCACUAGCCACUCAGUCUGAUACUCUACAAGAGGAGGAGCAAGAGGAGGAACUACAACAGGCAAAUGCGGAGAACACUGCGGAGAAACCAAGCGGCAACAAGGCCCCCAGCACCAAGAACACGGCUCAGCUCUCCAAGAUCCCACGUCAUAUGCUCUCCACGGUUCCAUAUCAAAUCAUCACUCAACAAGCGGAGAACACCACUGCAACUUAG